Ostrea edulis (European flat oyster) is the source of this 3847-nucleotide messenger RNA. RefSeq lists its product as uncharacterized. The transcript has 9 exons. The record is from RefSeq and is a predicted model, not a curated record. NCBI's taxonomy places the organism in Eukaryota, Metazoa, Mollusca, Bivalvia, Ostreida, Ostreidae. Bases 84 to 3353 code for a protein of 1089 amino acids. Gene Ontology annotation, molecular function: protein binding.
UGCAAGUUCAUGGAGUUGAUAUUUACAGAAAGUAUACUUGUUUAAUCACUGUCCAAAGAAGAAAAUUGAUCAACGUAACUAUUAUGGAGGAAGAUAAUGUACGUGACGUUCUCCAGACAACAUUGACCAGUUGUGAGAGCCUGUCUCCCAAGAUAGCAGGACUGAUACGCCGAUUCAAGGCUGUAAGCACCCUGUUGUUGAUGAGAAAAGACUCUGCAUUUGCUGACCUGGACAAAUACACUAAGAGUUUGCGGAGCUGGGUGGAUGAUUUUGAUGACCAAAUUCAGUCUGCAAUACAUAUAGCAUAUACAGAGAAAGCUGCAGUCAUUAAAGCGUAUAAAGAAGAACUGGAAGAGGAAAUGUCCACUCUGAGUGUUCUUCUACAGGAGUCCAGAAAGCUACUUCAAAUGUCCAGAAAGUUUGAUGCUACUCAGAAUAAACAUGGGAAAACCCUUGUCACUGCUUUAAAGAUGAUGAAGGCAGCUAGUUGCUUGGAGACUAGAGAUGUUGAUGAAAAUCUCGCCUGCUUAAGACUAUCCACUCAGCUGGAUUGGAAGAAUUUGCCUAAACUUGGACAAUUGGUCACAUGUGACUUAUCUGAUGAAAAUGAAUUGGAAGUGAAGACUUUGGGAGAUAAAUCAUGCAAAUGCAGUAAAGAGAUAGCGAAACCUUCUGUAAAGUCAGAGUCUACCCAAACAGACAUUGUACAAUCUGAAAAAGAAACAGUGAGUGAAUCAAAAGCUAGUAAAAGCAAGAACAGCUAUGGCAGUCAGAAGUCAAAAGACAACCGGUCAUUCACCAACCAAAAAAAUCAAAGGUUUAUCAUCUCUCAGUUAGAGAAAGGUGGUAUCAGCAAGCAAGGAACAAGAUCUUUAACAGUUUCUUCCACAGGUGGUUCGGUAAAUAACAAUCACAGAGAGGAGGGACCUAGGAGAAGACCAGUCAUUAGAGACUCAAAAUUUAAACUCGACACCAGUCAGCCACGCAAACGAUCCGUCAUCAAAAAAGAAGAUAAUCUUGGUGACAUUGUGCAAAAUUAUUCAAAAGGGGAAGUUUGUGACAAUCCAAAAUCAUCACUCAAUGUUCCCACAACCGAAAAUUCCCAAAAGACAGAAAACUGUAUUGACAAUUCACUUGUGAAAACCCGUAUGGAUGGUCUUCGCAAACCCAGGCCUAUUUCUCUUUCCCCGAGGACACCGGAAAUUUGUAAAACAGAAGAGAAUCGUGGUACAGGCACUGACUGUAAUGCAUUAACAAUGGUUAAUGGAGAAACAAAUGCCGACACUGCCAUUGUGAAACAAUUGUUUGAUCCAGAUGUACUGAAAAGAGACAAAACUGAAAAACCAGAUGUUGAUGAAGAAGUGGAAUCUUGUGAAGUAAGUGCUUCUGUGAAGGAUUCAUCACAAAUGUCGCAUAAUGGUGAAGAUAAGCAACAUGACACAGGAAGCAAGUCUAGUCCAACAGAAAAUGGAAAAAAUUCUUCUAGUCCCAGUACCCCCAAUGCAUGUCUACCAACAGAUAUUACUAUAAAAUCAGAACCUAUCACUCCAGUUGAAUCUAUUGCACCAGUUGUAGUGGAAAUCAAACAAGAAUUGAUGACUCCACCAGACUUUAACAGUAAUAACCAGGUAGCUGUCAAUCAGAACAAACCAAAUCCUGUUUUAAAGUGUAGCUCAUCGGUGAGUAAGGCAGAGGGUUGGGAAAGUGAUGAAGAAAUUAAAGGUAGGCUAGCCGACAAGAUCCAGGGUGUUAUUUCAGACAGGUUCUCUGCUGAGAAGGAUGUGAACUGUGAUGUUACAGACGAGCCACAUUCACCUCCAGAACGUCCACCACAAACAGCAAGACUGACCUCAGGUGUCCCUUUACAUGAACCAAAUUCCACAGAGAAGUCACCUCCUGACAAUGAUGCUGUACCUUUACUACUGCCAUCAUUACCAGCGGAUUCGUCCUUUCUGAAUUCAAAUAGCCAUUCUUUAGACCCAGACUCCACAGGAAAGUCACAGCUUAACAGCAACAAAGUGCCACAUUCAGGGAGUGGUAACAAAGUAAAUGGGGGUGAAGAAUUUCACUCAAAUGAUGUAGACAGUAAAUUAGACUGUUGUGUGUCGGAUAUCCCAUUGCCACCAACCCAAGAUUCUCCACAGGGAGCGUCGCCUAAUUCUCACUCAAAUGAUGUAGACAGUAAAUUAGACUGUUGUGUGUCGGACAUCCCAUUGCCAUCAACCCAAGAUUCUCCAAAGGGAGCGUCACCUAAUUCUUACUCAAAUGAUGUAGACAGUAAAUUAGACUGUUGUGUGUCGGACAUCCCAUUGCCAUCAACCCAAGAUUCUCCAAAGGGAGCGUCACCUAAUUCUUACUCAAAUGAUGAAGAAAAUGAAUUAGAUGGAAAUGUGUUGCCAGUGUCCCAAGACAUUCCAAAGAGAAUUUCACCUCAGAAUGUUACAAUUCCAUGUCCCCAAAACAAUGUUGAUAGUGCCAUUACACAGCAUGUCAGGGAGGAGAUCCGUAACGGCAAAAAAGGAAAUUUCUCUCCAGUAUCUGCAAAGCUGCUGUUCAAAGUUGGCACAAAAGACAACCACCUUAAGUAUCCAAUCGGUGUUACCACAAAUGGCAAUGGAGAAAUCUUUGUAGCUGACACUGGUAAUCAUCUUGUUAGGAUGUACAACGAUCAAGGCAAAUUUCUCAAAUCUCUGGGGAAAGAGGUACAUAUGAAGCGACCAUCAGCCAUAGUGAUAAACAACAAAGAUGAGAUGUUUGUCAAGGAUGACUUUGCAAUACAUGCUUUCACUGCUGGGGGGAAAUUUGUCAAAACACUAGCAAAGAGUGUACUUGGUCAUCCAUUUGGUUUGGACUUGACUCCAGAUGGUCUGCUGGUGACCUUGGAUACCCAACGGAGCAAUCCAAGAGUGAUUAUCAUAUCUCAAGAUGGAACUCGGAUACGAAAAUUUCCAUUCGUACCUCUUCUUGAUCCCAGUACAAGAGCUUCCACCAAAUGUAGGUUCCUGGCAAUACAGGCAGAAAGACUGAUUGUCAGUGACUUAGGUACAAGUUGUGUCUACAUAUCUGAUAACUAUGGAGAAAUACUGUGUGAGUUUGGAGAGUAUGGAACUUCUCUUGGAAAAUUCCGGGAACCUUCAGGAGUGACAACAGACCAGCAAGGGCACAUACUCGUAGGGGACAGUAAAAAUGACAGAAUCCAGAUUUUUAAGCCCAAUGGAUCAUUUCUUUGCGACAUUGAAUUUGACAAGGCAAUACAACGACCAUCAGACAUUCAUCUUACAAAGGAUGGUAAACUUUAUGUCACAAACUUUCUUUUGCAUCAAGUGUUUGUGUACCAGCUUGGACAGAAAUAAAAUCAAGACAAAAAAAGUGAAAUGCUGCUGCUUUUUAAGUGUCCAAACAACAACAGAUAGGUUGUCCUGUUGUAAAAGUUGCUGCUCUCCAAGUGUCCAACCAACAACAGAUAGGUUGUCCUGUUUUAAAAGUUGAACACAAUGUCAGUUCUUCAAAUUUUGGUAUUGUUUUCAAAACUAGGAGUUUCUCUACACCAAUUCAUUCAAGAUUUCUCAUGCAAAUGAUUUAGUUUAUGAACAUUGAACGAAGUGGAAGAAGGGUAAUUGUGACACAAACUUUUUAUCCUAUAUAUAGAUAUAUACUACGAUCUUCAGUAUGUCAAAACUAUAAAGUUUGCAUUGAUUAAGGAUGUUUACAGUUUUUUGUCAUUAUUGAGAGCAGUGCUCCCCAAGUUUUCAUAUUUGCUUGUUUUUGUACUUUUUUUUUUAUUAUCAAAUUUGUCGACAAUGCUAGAAGAGUUGUUAGUUUAAUAAACUAAAGACAUUCAGCCCUC